AUGGAAGUUUCACUGAACACCGAAACGAGACCUCUUCAUUCAUGUCGGGAUACCGUUAUGCUUUCAAAUCCCCCAGCCACUGAUGCCGCUCACAUCCUACGAGAAAUGACUAUUCCUAUCAAGGACGAAGCCAGGAGGAUUUUGUCAAUCAUAACCCAAUCUUAUCAGAGCAUCCCAUCCAAUAAAUGGCUAUAUGACGGUGAACCUGAGGCAGAACGAUGUCCAUUACUCUACUUUUUCGGGCCGCAAUACGACGAUACUAUCGAAAGUCAUUCUGAAAAUGACGGUAGUGGCAGUCAAGCAGGUAGUGAGAUCUGGACUAGCAGUGAUCCUGAUGGAGAAAUCCAAAGUGUUAUGGCUUGUAAAUUGCCUCAUAAGGUCUACGAGGCACAAGGGAUUAGGAACGUCUAUGCUGAAAGAUUGUGGGGAAUCCUUCCGGAAGACAAAGUUAACUGGUUGAGGGAUGAGUCAGGAAACGCAUCUGCCGAAUUGAGAGCCACCCUCGAGUUCAAACAUGAAGACUCGGUCGAAUUGCAAUUCCUCUUCACGGACCCAUCAAGUCGGAGUCAAGGACACGGAACAAAGUUGAUCGAGAAGAUGAAAGAGCUCUCAGAGCGAAAUGGGCUUCCCUUCUGGUUGUCUGCUCAUAAUGAUGGUACGCGAAGCUUUUACGAACUAAAGGGAGGCUUGAAACGAGGAUCAACAGUGGAACUACCUUUUGGUCAUGGGAAAUCGUCUGAUCUGACUGCUUUCACCUAUAUUCCUGACCAGCUGAAAUCAUGA
Messenger RNA from Kwoniella mangroviensis CBS 8507, 783 nucleotides. RefSeq lists its product as uncharacterized. The transcript has 6 exons. The coding region runs from base 1 to 783 and encodes 260 amino acids. NCBI's taxonomy places the organism in Eukaryota, Fungi, Basidiomycota, Tremellomycetes, Tremellales, Cryptococcaceae. Gene Ontology annotation, molecular function: acyltransferase activity, transferring groups other than amino-acyl groups. The record is from RefSeq and is a predicted model, not a curated record.